AUGGACACUGAAAAGAUUGUAGGUGAUUUCACUAGCAUUUUGGAUGAGUUGAAAUUCAAUUCUAGGCCGAUUAUCACGACCUUAACCAAAAUGGCAGAGGAGAACAUAUCCUGUGCGCAGCAGUUUGUAGACGCCGUAGAAAAACGGAUAGAGACGUGUGUUCCAAAGCAGAAGCUCUUUGCAUUUUACGUGUUAGACUCCAUUUGCAAAAACGCUGGUAGUCCAUAUACCAUUUACUUCCGCAGAAAUCUCGCCAAGCUCUAUAAGAGAACAUAUCUAAUCGUCGACAAUCAAACCAGAACUGAUCUGAUUAAGAUGUUUAAGCUAUGGAUGGAGCCUAGUAACAACUCUAUGGAUGAAUAUUUGUUUGAUAAGGAAUCUUUGGAGUCCAUAGAACAGUUCCUUGUCAAAGCUAGUGCACUUCACCAAAGGAGCGCACAGGCUCCCACUGUUCCGGGCCUACUACGAGAAAUUGAUCGACUUGCAUUACUUACAAGGGAAAGGAUAAGACAAAAUCCGCAGGAUGAAAGAUUGAAUGCAAAAAUAGCAGUUCUUCAUCAAUUGAAGCAAGAACUUCAGAGAGAGGAAAUGCCACCAAAAGCAUUGCAGCAAGUCCAAAUGCAAUUAAGGCAGAUUUUUGCACAAGAACAACAAAUUCUUUUGCAGCAACAGAAACAGCAACCUCAGGCUACGCCUCCGCCACAUAUGCAUGAUGAUAUUACCCGUAAUCAAGAAGGUGAUCAACCAAACAUUUUUGGCGGUUCGGCGUUAUCCUCAUCAUUUUUCCCGAAUGCUAGCAAUAUUCUUCCCCCUUCAGAGUUUACACAAUCACAAGUUGCUGGCAAAGCUUCCAAAAUUCGCUCUCUUUAUGAUUCUUUAGAAAAGGAAAGUCUCCUUUUUAAGCCACCAAAGCAAUCAGUGGUAGCUUUGGAACAGCGGCUCGAAAAUUCGACCCAAGGAAGCCAGCAAGUCGAACUACCACCAUUACCGCUACUUCAAGACAUUUUAGGUGAUGUAAAAUCUCAUUUUGCUACGAUUAGUGUGGACAUCGUUAAUACACCUAAUUUAGUAUUGUGUCAACAAACAGUGAUGCAGGACAAUCCUGCCGUAAUCCAGCUUACGAAUCUACUAUAUCGUUCAAAACCAAAUAAAUGCAGUACUUGUGGGAAAAGAUUUGGAAACUCUGCUGAAGAGAAGAAAAAAGAGAGGGACCAUCUUGAUUGGCAUUUUAGAAUAAAUAAGAGGUUAAAGGGAAACGUAGGUGCUGGUGGUGCAACAUCUAAGAAUAUCCAAUCUAGAAAUUGGUACUUGCAUGAUGCCCAAUGGAUUCAAUUUAAGGAUGAAGAAAUAGUAUCAACAACGAGAAGAGAAGAUGACACCAUCACAUUGGCCAAUGUAGAAGGUCCCAGUACGGGAGUUACACCUGGAAGCUCAACUUUUGAUCAAAGCUUUGAAAAGAAAUCUGACUCCAAAGUCGUGGAGCAAGAACUUAAUAAGAAAUACGUUGUUGUUCCUGAAUCCACAGAAGACAUGUCAUUUCAAUGUCCUGUUUGUAUGGAAGAGUCAUCAGCAGUGUAUAACGAUGAUACAGGUGAGUGGAUUUGGCCGAAUUGUGUUGAAUCUCAAGGGAAAUACUUCCAUGCGACAUGUUUCAACGAGGCAGUUAAAGGAUCUUUACAGGAAACUUCCAUAAAUCAAGGCUUACAAAAAUUAAAAGGACUUAUUGGCAAAUAA
Messenger RNA from Lachancea fermentati, 1734 nucleotides. The record is from the annotation of a GenBank genome assembly. Lineage: Eukaryota; Fungi; Ascomycota; Saccharomycetes; Saccharomycetales; Saccharomycetaceae.